AUGGGGAAAAAGAUUCGACAUGUCCCACGACAAGUGCAAAAUAAGGAUGACCAUAAUUUCGAGGAUUGGAUUAGUCUGUUACCCGAUGAAGUUCUCAUUCUUAUACUAUCCUUAUUGAGUGUCAAGGAAGCAGCAGUUACCAGUAUCCUUUCAAGGAGAUGGAGAUACGUCUGGGAAUCUAUCACACGUCUCGACUUUGAUGCUAAGGAAGCAUUAGUAAAGAUUGACAGGAAUCAUAAUGAUAGGGAUUUUCUUGAGAUUGAAAGGCGUAAAUACGUCAAUUGGGUGAAUCAAGUUGUUCGAUNGAUUACAUGGGGUGCCCGUAUCUAUAGUAUCCGAUCGGGACCCUAG
Messenger RNA from Ilex paraguariensis (yerba mate), 351 nucleotides. The record is from the annotation of a GenBank genome assembly. Lineage: Eukaryota; Viridiplantae; Streptophyta; Magnoliopsida; Aquifoliales; Aquifoliaceae.